AUGGCGCACAAUCAACCAAACCCACGGCAGAGCCUCCAACAGCAACGGCAGCAAGUCCUUCCAGAUGAUGAACGGUCAUCCAUCCCGCCCCUCGCGUCAGACGCCAUGGCCAUCUUUAUGCCCAUCGAGGGCGACAGCAUGAUCGCGCCCUUCAACCCACCCUGGUCCGAGGUCGAGCGUCUGCAGAACAAGAUCGAGGACAUGGAGCCCCACGCCGCCCGCGUGAAGAAGAACAUGAAGGACCUGUACAAACGCGAGUGCCUGCGACUCUACCAAGAAGCCCGGAUCGAUGAACGCAGGCAGAAUGGCGCCAUGAAGGACACGGCGUACCCGGUCAAUGCGCAGCACAGGGAAGAGGAGCUGAAUCAGGCCAUCGCCAACAUGUCGGCGCCAGCCAACUUCCGGGGGGUAAGUACACCCGCCGUCUGCAGAAUGGCGCCGCCCGACUUUGGGGCGGAUUUCUCCGUGCGUGGUCGAUCGAGGGAACAGUGGACUACCGACAUGGAAAGGACUAUCAGUCAAGGGCUGGUAAACCUCCGUGGGUACGACGAGCACAACCGAAGUCAGAAGGAGAGGUACACAAAGAUGUUGGAAGAUGAGAAAAGCGUCGCAAUGGACCUGGACUGA
This is a messenger RNA of Emericellopsis cladophorae, 627 nucleotides long. RefSeq lists its product as uncharacterized. The record is from RefSeq and is a predicted model, not a curated record. The transcript has a single exon. Lineage: Eukaryota; Fungi; Ascomycota; Sordariomycetes; Hypocreales; Bionectriaceae. Bases 1 to 627 code for a protein of 208 amino acids.